This is a messenger RNA of Vicia faba (fava bean), 1305 nucleotides long. Lineage: Eukaryota; Viridiplantae; Streptophyta; Magnoliopsida; Fabales; Fabaceae. The record is from the annotation of a GenBank genome assembly.
AUGGAUUCUCCUUCUCAUUCUUCUUUAUCCUCCCAUUCUCGUGGAUUGAUGCACGACGUGUUCAUCAGUUUUAAUCGAGAAGACACUAGCAAAACUUUCGUUUAUGAUCUCGACGAUGCUCUUUUCAAAGUCGGAAUCCAUUGUUACAUCGAUUUCCAUGAGGGAACCGAUCUGGAUUCAGAAGUACUGGAAGCAAUUGAAGAUGCUCGUGUAUCUAUCAUUGUUUUCUCCAAAAGCUAUACAGAAUCUAGUCGGUGUCUUAAUGAGUUGGAAAAAGUUAUGGAUUGCCGCGGAACUGGCCAAUUUGUUGUCCCUGUGUUUUAUGAUGUUAACCCUUCGGUUGUUCGUCACCAGAAGGGUGAUUUUGGACAAGUUUUGAGGGAUACUGCAGAACAAGUAUGCUUUCGCUCAGGAGGAGAAGAAAAGAUUAAUAACGUAUUGUCAAUUUGGAGCACUGCACUCACCCAAGCUGCUAAUUUGUCUGGUUGGCAUGUCAACAAUUACAGGUAUCAAGAUAAACAAGUGCGGCUAAUUGUUGAGGAUGUUAUAAGAAUGAUAGUAAUUGAAUCUUGGUUUAUUUCCUCAUUUCCAGUUCGACUGGAGUCCUAUGUGCAACAAGUGACUGACUUUAUAGAAAAUCAAUCAAGCCAAGUUUGCUUGAUAGGGAUAUGCGGAAUGGGUGGAUCCGGUAAGACAACCACAGCCAAAUCCAUCUACAAUAAAAUUCGUGGGAAUUUUAUCAACAGGAGUUUCAUUAGAAAUGUUAGACAAGUUUGUGAGGAAAAUAAGGGGAUUAUUCGUUUACAACGACAACUACUUUCAGAUAUCACGAACACAAAUGUGAUGAUAAAUAGCAUUGCAUCAGGGGAAAUGAUGAUCAAUCAUCUUCAUGGCACUAAAGUACUUGUUGUACUCGAUGAUGUGACCACAUUUGAACACUUGAAAGCGCUAUGUGCAAAUCCUAUAUUGUUUGGUCCAGGAAGUGUAUUCAUUGUUACAACUAGAGAUACACGCCUGCUUAAGCUAGUUAAUGCGGACUAUGUCUGCACAAUGAAGGAAAUGGACGAAAAUGAGUCCCUUGAGCUCUUCAGCUGGCAUGCUUUUAGACAGCCCAUUCCAAAGAAUAAAUUCAGUAAAAUCUCGAGGAAAGUAGUUGCUUAUUGCAGAGGAUUACCAUUGGCUCUUGAAAUCAUUGGUUCUUCUUUAUAUGGGCGGCCAAAAGAAGAAUGGAAAAAUAUGCUCUUUAAUAUGAACAGAAUUCCCACUCCUGAGGUAAGCACAUAUCCCAUGUUAGAGAAAUACUAG